Tetranychus urticae (two-spotted spider mite) is the source of this 803-nucleotide messenger RNA. The record is from RefSeq and is a predicted model, not a curated record. Lineage: Eukaryota; Metazoa; Arthropoda; Arachnida; Trombidiformes; Tetranychidae.
UUAAACACAUUAGCAUCAGUUAAUCAACAAGUUUCAUUGAGAAAAUAUUUUAAUUUCUUUUUUUGUGUAAAAACUAUGGAAAUGAUCGUCCCUCUCUUCGUUGUCUUUGCUUUUGCUUCUUCAGCUCUUGGUCAAUGUCCAGUUCCUCCACCUGUUCCUGCUGUUGAUAUGAGUAAAAUUGCUGGUCUAUGGUAUGAAAUGGCUGGGUUAUCUGCUGUUGGUUUCACAGAAGCUUACUUAUGUACUACCGACGAAUUUACUCAUCGAGAGGAUGGGAACUUCAAUUUUACAAUUCGGGGAACCAAACUCAAUGGUGUAAAUAUUACUGACUAUGGUCUCACCGAACGCACAGAUGUUCAAAAUUUACUCAAUAUCUAUACGCCUCCAGAUAGUCCAUACCCACUGGUCUUUUAUGUAGCCGAUACUGAUUACGAUAACUAUCUGGCUGCUUCCUUUUGUUACUGUGUUCCUGGAAUAUUCACCGGCAAGGGUGGUAUGAUUUUAUCCCGGACUAACACCAUGAGUGCUGACAAGUAUAACGAACUGGCCGAUAUGUUGGUCAACAAAAUUGGGGUUCCUCGCGAUUAUAUUGAACCAACUAGCCAAAAAAACUGCAAGUAUUGAACAGUUUACCAUCAAUGAUAAAACUUGAUUAAAAUUUAAUUUUCACUGUAAUGUUUGAUAACCUUAAACAAAUGAAUUUGAAUGAAAUAUGAAUAAAUAGAUAUUUCAUUACAUCGAAGGUAGUUAUUAUACAUUAAUAGUUUCGUAUUUUCAGCAUCUUUUAUAUUUUGGAUUAAAAU